UGGACUGGAGCCCUCGCGUCUUGAGGUCGUUGUGCUGGUGGUGCAGUGGUACCCAGAAUCGCCAGUUCCUCUCCCUGUGGGGCCCUUGGAAGGCCAAUGAACGCUAGACAUCGGAGCCACCCCGGGCGGCAGCUGGGAAGAUCAUGGCCCAGGCCCAAGGAGACGCGAACCCACUGCCCAAGGCUUGGGACGAGCCAGCCAAGUUGAAGGAGCCCAGCGCUCCGCAGAUCCGCUCCUACAGGAAGGACAUCUGUAGCUUUGGCAAGUACAAGGGCCAAGCCGUCGAGGACAGUACCACCCUGUCCCAGGAGCCUAUGUUCCACAGCUCCCUGACGGUGACUGGGGUGAGCAGGUCACGCCGGAGGGGGGCUCGGCGGGAGCUUCUGGGGCUGCAGGGGGCGGCUCCCGCUGGGUGGCUGUCGGAGGAACAGCUGGAGCCCUCCGCGCCUGGGUCCUGCCACUUAAGCGGACAGGGUGGCAGCCGAUUGUGCCUUGAGCCACAGGAGCACGCGUGGAUUCUGGCGGCUGCCGAGGGCCGUUUUGAAGUGCUGCUGGAGCUGCUGGAAGCUGAGCCCAGCUUGCUGAUGCGGAAUGACCCUAUCACUGGCUACAGCGUGCUGCACUGGCUGGCAAAGCACGGGCAACACGAGGAGCUCAUUCUGUUGCAUAAUUUUGCCAAGCGCCAGGGACUGCCAUUUGAUGCGAGUGUCUCCGGCAGCGGUGGCCUUACGCCGCUCCACCUGGCGGCUCUGCAAGGCCAUGACAUGGUCAUCAAGGUGCUGGUGGGGGCCUUGGGGGCAGACCCCACGCGUCGCGAUCACACUGGCCACCGGCCUUGUCACUAUCUGCGUCCCAGUGCUUCUCAGAGCCUGCGGGAGCUGUCCGGAGCAGAAGAAUGGGAGAUGGCAUGCUGCAAUGCCAACAAUAACAGCAGCAGCAGCACCACCACCACCACCGCUGCCGCCGCCGCCUCCGCUACCGCCAAUACCACCAUCACUACCACCACCGGGCGGUCACUGAAAUGCACUCCAAUUGCAUCCCGUAUCAAGUCCAUGGGAACAUACUGCAAAGAGGCGGCUCAGCCAGCUGAAGAGAAGAAGGCAUCAGCCAAUCACGGAGGACAAGGCAAUGGCCUUCUGCACCAUCUGUACCAUCUGUUCCCCUUCAUCCAGAACCGUUGAAGGUGACAUGGACUAGAAAGCUCAUUCUUUCUCAAUCCUGACCCCACCCAAGUAGAUGCUCCUCCAUUAUGCAGCUUGGGCUUACAAAGGUCAAACCACAUCUGGCCCCUAGUCCUGUCCCAGUUCUCCUCCAGCUAGCUAACAGUCAGAAGAGUGAAGAGCCAAGUACCCAGCCUCAAUAAUAUGGGACUUGGGGCAAGGGUGUUUGGGGCAAGGAUCCUGAUCCUCCUUGGAAGAGAGAGGGAAAGUUAAGCUUCCAGUUUCUAGGUAGAGUGAAGUGCUGAGAAAAUUAGGAAACAUUAGAAAAAUAAUUCAAGACUGUAUGAUGCUGAGAAAAUGCCUAAUACCUGCCUGUCUGGGUCUGCUGUUAACAAAUUUCCAUGUGCUGGUAGAGUUGGACUCUAGCAACCUGCUCCUAGAAUGGCCAGACCUGACAAGUAACUGACCUAAUGUAUCAUGGAUGAGUUCUUCAGCACAUUAAAUUGGAUGUUUUUCU
This is a messenger RNA of Psammomys obesus (fat sand rat), 1677 nucleotides long. RefSeq names its product sosondowah ankyrin repeat domain family member D (gene Sowahd). Gene Ontology annotation, molecular function: protein binding. The transcript is spliced from 2 exons. Lineage: Eukaryota; Metazoa; Chordata; Mammalia; Rodentia; Muridae. The coding region runs from base 144 to 1181 and encodes 345 amino acids. The record is from RefSeq and is a predicted model, not a curated record.